This is a messenger RNA of Danio aesculapii, 1402 nucleotides long. RefSeq names its product carboxypeptidase B1 (tissue) (gene cpb1). Gene Ontology annotation, molecular function: metallocarboxypeptidase activity; zinc ion binding. The record is from RefSeq and is a predicted model, not a curated record. Lineage: Eukaryota; Metazoa; Chordata; Actinopteri; Cypriniformes; Danionidae. Bases 46 to 1296 code for a protein of 416 amino acids. Gene Ontology annotation, biological process: proteolysis. The transcript has 11 exons.
UUUAUAAAAGGAGAACUGUGUGGAGAGAAGGACUACGCAGGUAAAAUGAAGCUAUUUUUGCUCUUGGGAUUGGUGGCUGUGGCUCUCUGUGAGCCAAUCACAUUUGUGGGAGAUAAGGUCCUCCAGCUGAAACCCAUAAAUGAUGACCAUGUGACCAUCAUCAGGGAACUGGGCGAGAAAAUCAAGCUGGAUUUCUGGAAGCCUCGCAGUGCUGAUCUCGUGACCAUCGACAUGACUGUUGAUAUCCACGUUCCUGCAGCUCAGCUCGCCAUGGUCUCCACCAUCCUACAGCAGAGCGACAUGGAAGUCAAGGUGAUGAUUGAUAAUGUUCAGGAGGCUGUGGAGGAUCAGAUGGACAACAAGAGUCCAACAAAGGGUCACGACUACACAAAGUACAACAGCUGGGCAACGAUCAAUGACUGGGCAAUCUCCAUCAGCUCUGCCAACCCUGACCUGAUCAGCAGGCAGUCGAUCGGCAAUACUUAUGAGGGAAGAACCAUGCACCUUCUGAAGAUUGGAAAGAAUACAGGGUCUAAUAAGCCAGCUGUCUUUAUGGACUGUGGUUUUCACGCCAGAGAAUGGAUCACCCAUGCUUUCUGCCAGUGGUUUGUUAAUGAGGCUGUGUCCACAUAUGGCAGUAAUCCUGACAUGACCAACCUUCUGGAUACAAUGGACUUCUUUGUUCUGCCUGUCUUCAACAUUGAUGGCUAUGAAUACACCUGGACCAGAGACAGAAUGUGGAGAAAGACUCGGUCCAAGAACAGUGGCAGCAGUUGUAUCGGUACUGACCCCAACAGAAACUUCAAUGCUGGAUGGUGCACCGUUGGAGCUUCCAGCAACCCUUGCAGUGACACCUACUGUGGAAGCAGUCCAGAGUCUGAGAUUGAGUCCAAGAAUUUGGCCAACUUCAUCCGCACCAACAAGUCCGUCAUCAAGGCCUACCUGACAGUCCACUCGUAUUCCCAGCUGCUCCUCUUCCCCUAUUCCUACAAAUAUGACCUGGCUGCACACCACUCUGAGCUGUUAAGUGUGUCUCAAGGAGCUAUUGCAGCUCUGCGCAGUCUGUAUGGAACCAAAUACACUAGCGGCCCUGGUGCUGUGACCAUCUACCCUGCUGCUGGUGGCUCUGAUGACUGGGCUUAUGAUCUGGGUGUGAAAUACUCCUACACCUUUGAGCUGCGUGAUGAAGGCCGUUACGGUUUCCUGCUGCCCGAGUCCCAGAUCAAGCCCACUUGCGAGGAGACCAUGCUGGCAGUCAAAUACAUCGCUAACCACGUCCUCAACAACCUGUACUGAGAGGGAACCAUCUGAUAGAAAGUUUAUGAAACAUGGCUGUGCGUUAUGUGAGAUACAUUUACUGCACAACUCAAAAUAAUCAUGAUCAGUAAAGUAAUAAAACACA